This is a messenger RNA of Chaetomium fimeti, 273 nucleotides long. RefSeq lists its product as uncharacterized. Gene Ontology annotation, molecular function: protein binding. NCBI's taxonomy places the organism in Eukaryota, Fungi, Ascomycota, Sordariomycetes, Sordariales, Chaetomiaceae. The transcript has 3 exons. The coding region runs from base 1 to 273 and encodes 90 amino acids. The record is from RefSeq and is a predicted model, not a curated record.
AUGGACGAGGAGAACCAACAAGAAGAACAAGACCAACCCUCCGACCCCUCCGACUCCCCCACCCCCCUCCUCCACGCAGUCCAACAAUCCAACCUCCCGCUCACCUACUUCUACGACCGCACCCCUCUCCAAACCGCCAGCGCCACCGGCGCCCUCCCCAUCGUACGCGCCCUCCUCGCCGCGGGCGCCGACGCCAACGUCCCCGGCGGCAACAACGGCGGGCCGCGGGGGGUCAUGCCUUUGUGGUCGGACGGCGCUGCAGGCGGCGUGUGA